Messenger RNA from Xiphophorus maculatus (southern platyfish), 1183 nucleotides. RefSeq names its product ring finger protein 212B (gene rnf212b). Gene Ontology annotation, molecular function: SUMO transferase activity. Gene Ontology annotation, biological process: homologous chromosome pairing at meiosis; protein sumoylation; reciprocal meiotic recombination. Gene Ontology annotation, cellular component: synaptonemal complex. The transcript is spliced from 14 exons. Bases 218 to 1000 code for a protein of 260 amino acids. The record is from RefSeq and is a predicted model, not a curated record. NCBI's taxonomy places the organism in Eukaryota, Metazoa, Chordata, Actinopteri, Cyprinodontiformes, Poeciliidae.
AUUUGCGCUCGCUCCCUCUACGUCACUGGACUGGAUUCUUAAAAUUGAAUUUCGGGAAGCUUAAUGUACGGACGCAGGUUUUUCCUGGACAAAAGUUUAAUGUAGGAUAGCCAGGGCCGGAUGUAGGAGACCGUGGACCGCUGGGCUGCAGCCAGAUUUGGUUCCCACCCCACAGAAGCUCCGUUUUUGUAAUCCCGGAGACGGUAAAAGUCCAAAGAUGGACUGGUUCCACUGCAACCAGUGCUUCAAGAAAAGCGGGUCGAAGUUCGCUGUGUCGAGCUGUGGCCACAUCUCCUGCGAAGCUUGCGUUAAAUCAAAGCAGUGCAGUACAUGUGGGGUGGCCUGCAGUUAUCUGCCCAUCACCGAUCAGAUGAAGCCACAGGAAAAGGUGUUUUUCAUGGACCCUGGAAAGCUCAUCCAGGCGAGGAUGGAAAACAUAGCGCAGAUUGCCAUUUUCCAGCAGAAGCAGAAGGAGAGAGUCACGGUUCACUUUAAGAACAAAUCCAGUGAACUGGAGAGGCGUCUGGAAGAGGUUUCUGAGCAGGGUUACAGACAACUGUCAGAGCUGAGAAGAGAGAACGGUGAGCUGAAGAAGCAGCUGUCGGAGCUGAGAAGAGAGAACGGAGAGAUGAAGAAGCAGCUGUUGGAGCUGCAAAGAGAAACUGCCGAACUGAAAAAGCCACUCUCUCAAAGGAGGGUUUCUCCCGGACAGUUCCAAACUACUGGCGCUCAGAGGGUUUCGCUCCCAGUUGGCGUUACCUCACCAGUUACUCCUCGGUCAAGAGCAGCGAGUCAUGUCGGCUCCGGAGAGUCUCAGAGGUGGACCAGGGAUAGAGGCAUUUCUCUCACUACUCCUGGAUCCAUUGCUUCCAUCUCCAGCCACAGCUCUCUUCACGAAUUCAGAACGUCACCAUCUUUUGGCACUCCUACAAGAACCCAGACUCCUGGUUUCCAGUUCCCAUUUAUGAAUGGAAUCUCACUUCACUCACCCAGACAGUGAAUAACUCACCGCUCUUGCUGGGAAUGCCUUUGUGCAUGACACCCACUAGUUGAUUUAUUUACGUGAGCCUGAACAACAUUAGCAUUUUACAACCUUAAGUCUUUGUAAAGGAAGGGGUAUUCCCCAAUGUUGAAACACCUUGCCGUAUUGUUCACCUGGAUUAAAACCUCUAUGUAAACUUUG